AUGGCGUCCGCGACAGCCACGGCCGACCCGCUGCUCUUCCUCCGACAGUCGAUUGCAGCGGGCACGGCGGUCGUACCGACGACGACAGACACAGCCGACGCGACCGAGACGCCGCUGCCACAGGCCAAAUUCCUCCAGUUUGCGGGCGAGGGCGGCCAGCGGAGCACGGCGCUGCCGGUGGAUGCGCCGACGCGGUUCCUGUCUAGUGACGCGCCGGUCGACCUGCGAUCCAUCUACUUUGCCUGGCUCAAUCGCGAGGUGGCCAUUCCCGACUACAAUGCGGCCGCGACGCGUCUGAACGAGGAGCUGGCCGCGGCCGGCUCGUCUGCCACGGUCCACAAGUUUGCCUUUGUCGAGCGUCUCGACCUCAUCACCUGGCUCGAGGGUGCCAGCGAGGAGAGCGAGUACAUCCAGUCAGCCGGCGGCGACAAGGCCGGCGGCGUUGCGGGGACCGGCGUGUCCGGCGCCAAGGCUGCCACCGGUGCCGCCGUCCCUUCUGCCCGGUCAGGACGCGGCAUCAUCCUUGAUCCGCGCCUGGCUGUCAUCUACGGCGGCGAGCGGCGUAUGGGUGACCAUAACACAGCCCUUCGCGGUAUCAAGCCGACGGACUUCUCACAUGUCCGCAAGCUGGCCGUACCUUUCAUGCCCAAGAGACAGCAGCAGGCGGUGGCAGCAGCGGCGGCGUCUGCCGACAAGAAGUCGGUCAUUCCGACCGCGCUGCCACUCAACCCUAAGUCGGGAGCGGUGCGGCGGCCGGACCCGAUCAUACUGCUGUCGCCGUCGGCAUCGAGCCUGCUGCGCAUGUCCAACAUCAAGGUGUUCCUGGAGACGGGUCACUACGUGCCGCCAGAUAACAGCUCGACGGCCACGAUGCUGCACCUGAUGCGCACGAUGAAGGAGGUUGACCCGGCGCGGCCGCUGCGGUUCAUCCUCGUCGAAGGCCCGGAGCACUUCAAGCCCGAAUACUGGAACCGGGUGGUGGCCGUGUUCACGACCGGACAGGCGUGGCAGUUCAAGAACUACAAGUGGAACAAUCCGGCCGAGCUGUUCAAGCACGUCCUGGGCGUGUACGUGGGCUGGCGCGGCGAGGUCCCGCCGCCAGGAGUGCGCGAUUGGGGCCACCGGGUGCUCUCGUGCGCCGUGGACAAGUGGACAGGGCCCGUGGUACCGGGUGCCGAGACACACCGCUGGCGGGACCGGGAGGUGGCCGAGAGCAUCUGGAAGGCGAUUGAGGGCGCCAUGCUGCAAAAAGGCUGGAAACGGGAUUCCGGCGCGACACUGGCGUGA
Messenger RNA from Grosmannia clavigera kw1407, 1287 nucleotides. RefSeq names its product pol 2 transcription elongation factor subunit. Gene Ontology annotation, cellular component: Cdc73/Paf1 complex. The record is from RefSeq and is a predicted model, not a curated record. Gene Ontology annotation, molecular function: RNA polymerase II complex binding. The coding region runs from base 1 to 1287 and encodes 428 amino acids. Gene Ontology annotation, biological process: positive regulation of transcription elongation by RNA polymerase II; transcription elongation by RNA polymerase II. The transcript has 2 exons. NCBI's taxonomy places the organism in Eukaryota, Fungi, Ascomycota, Sordariomycetes, Ophiostomatales, Ophiostomataceae.